Molecule: messenger RNA, 2937 nt
Organism: Colletotrichum costaricense
Lineage: Eukaryota; Fungi; Ascomycota; Sordariomycetes; Glomerellales; Glomerellaceae
Product: oxoglutarate dehydrogenase
Exons: 3
Coding region: 1-2937 (978 amino acids)
Biological process (GO): tricarboxylic acid cycle
Cellular component (GO): mitochondrion; oxoglutarate dehydrogenase complex
Molecular function (GO): thiamine pyrophosphate binding; oxoglutarate dehydrogenase (succinyl-transferring) activity
Source: RefSeq, a predicted model, not a curated record
AUGCUACGGCAGCAGAAGCAGAGGAACCAAGGGUUCUCCCGUCCUAUAGACUCGUUCCUUCAGGGAGGAACAGCGAACUACGUCGACGAAAUGUAUCUUUCCUGGAAGAAGGACCCUGAAAACGUCCAUAUAUCAUGGCACACAUAUUUCCGUAACAUGGAAGACCCAUCGGUACAUUCGACGCAAGCUUUUCAGCCACCGCCAGGCAUAAUCUCACCCAGGCACACACCGGCCAUCAAAUCGUCUCUCGGUGCGGAUUCGAGCCACAUUGUCGACUCUCUGAAGACACAGAAUAUCGUUCGAGCGUUCCAGCAAUAUGGCCAUUCAGCCGCAAAGAUCAGCCCCCUUGGCGACCUUGGCAACGCGACAGUCAAGCCACACGAUGAUAUUCCGAGCACAACAAACUUGAGCAAGUACGGCUUCGCCGCCGCAGACUUGGACCGCGAAAUCGUCCUAGGUCCAGAGCUUCUACCCCACCUCGCACAAGAAUACAAGACGAUGAAGCUCCGCGAUAUCAUCGCCACUUGCGAAAAGAUCUACUGCGGCUCUAUCGGAGUCGAAUACCACCACGUCUCCGACCCCGCCAAACGCCAAUGGCUCCGAGAGCGCAUCGAAGCGUAUCAUACCUCGCCCCCCUCCCCUGAAGAGAAGAAGCAGAUCCUCGACAACUUGAUCUGGGCAACGUCCCUCGAGCACUUCCUCGCGGCAAAGUUUCCCAACGAGAAGCGAUUCGGCCUAGAUGGCGCAGAGGGGCUGGCUCCCGGCUUAGCCGCGCUCAUUGACCGCUGCGCAGAAGGGCACGGUGUGCGGGAUAUCGUUAUCGGAAGCUGUCACCGCGGAAGGAUGAACCUUAUGAGCACGGUGUAUGGCAAAGACUUCGAGACGCUAUUCCGUCAGUUUGCGGGCACGGAGGCGUUUGAUACGACCAAGGGGCAGACUGGGGAUGUCAAGUACCACUUUGGCAUGGAGGGCGAGAGGGCGACUGCUGGCGGCAAGACGGUUGGCAUCUCUAUGUUGCCAAAUCCGUCCCACUUGGAGGCUGUUGAUCCGGUUGCCCAAGGAAAGGCCAAGGCUGUACAGCAUCUAAAGGACGACGUUGAUCAGUCCAAGGUGAUGUUCUUGGCUCUCCACGGUGACGCCGCAUUUUCGGGUCAGGGGCCUGUGUACGAGACGCUCAACCUCUCGGCCCUGAAGGGCUAUGAAGUCGGCGGCACAGUCCGGAUCAUUGUGAAUAAUCAAAUCGGGUUUACUACCGACUCCCCAGAUUCCAGGUCAACGCCACACUGCACAGACUUGGCCAAGUACAUCGAGGCCCCGAUUUUCCACGUCAAUGCUGAUGACCCGGAAGCCGUUGUGUUCAUCAGCAAGCUGGCUGCGGACUGGAGGGCCGAGUUCCGUUCGGAUAUCGUCGUUGACGUCGUCUGCUACCGGCGGUUCGGACACAACGAGAUUGACCAGGCCAGUUUCACGCAGCCUGAGAUGUACAAGAGAAUUGCCGAACAGAGAUCAUUGAUGGACCUCUACAUUGAGAAGUUGAUCAGUGAGGGCGGAUUGUCUGCCGAAAUGGCAGAGCAGCAGAAGACUUGGGUCUGGGAGCAGCUAGAGGAGAAGCUGGCGAGAAGCAAGCAGCCAGUUGAACGCUCUGUGGACGCUGCUUCUUCGGAUUUGACUUCAGCCGCUGAGACUAUUACUACAUCCGCGAAUGCGAUCGAUGAAGAUGCACUGUCGACGAUUACAAACGCAAUCACCAGCGUCCCAGAAGGCUUCGACCUCCACCGCAACCUCCAACGCAUCCUUGCCGCCAAGAAGCAAGCCUUUGACGAUGGCACAGUCGACUGGUCCACAGCCGAAGCCCUGGCCUUCGGAACCCUCCUCCAAGACGGCAAGUCCAUUCGCCUCAGCGGCCAGGACGUUGAGCGAGGUACCUUUUCCCAACGCCAUUCCGUUCUACACGAUCAAAUCACCCAUGCAGAGUACACGCCCCUGAACCACCUAGACACUCCAGGAGCAGGCACAUACAGCGCAAUCAACUCUCCGCUCAGCGAAUUUGGCGUCCUAGGGUUCGACUACGGGUACUCACUCGCUGCGCCAGACUCGUUAGUGGUGUGGGAGGCGCAGUUUGGCGACUUUGUCAACAACGCGCAGGUCAUUGUCGAUCAGUUCAUCUCUUCGGGAGAGGCGAAAUGGAUGCUCGAGUCUGGCCUCGUCAUGUCCUUGCCGCAUGGGUAUGACGGCCAGGGGCCGGAGCAUUCUUCUGCUAGGCUGGGCAGGUUUCUGGAGUUGGGAAGCGAGGAUGGGCGGGCUUGGCCCGAGGAUUUGAAGAGGGCGAGGAGGGAGGGGAAUGUGAGGAUUGUGUGUAUGACGACGCCGGCGAAUUUGUUCCAUGCGUUGAGGAGGCAGGUUUAUUCUCCUAAGAAGCCUCUGAUUGUUUUCUUUUCCAAGUCUCUUCUUCGACAUCCCAUCGCCAGGUCUCCCGUUUCUGACCUGAUUGGCACAUCAGCCUUCCAGCCGGUCCUCGAGGACCCGGAACACGGACGGGGUAACAUCCUCCCGCGCGAAGAGAUCGACCGUGUCAUUCUCUGCAGUGGUCAGAUCUACGCAGCACUGCACAAAUACCGUGAAGCAAAGGGCAUAAAGGACGUCGCCAUCACGCGCAUCGAAGAACUCCACCCAUUCCCCUGGUCCGAAGUCAAGGAUAACCUGGAGUCGUACCCCAAUGCGCAGCAGAUUUUGUGGUGCCAGGAGGAGCCGUAUAACGGAGGCGCGUGGCAGUACAUGCGGGACAGGUUCGAGACUGUGAUUGAGAAUUCAGGUGUGCUUGGGGGUAAGAAGAUCGUUUACGCUGGGCGGGGGACAGGGGCUGCUACUGCUACUGGUUCCAAAAAGGUUCACCAAGCUGAGGAGACCAAGUUGCUCGAGGAUGCUUUCGAAGGCUAG